Dujonia railenensis is the source of this 1473-nucleotide messenger RNA. NCBI's taxonomy places the organism in Eukaryota, Fungi, Ascomycota, Pichiomycetes, Serinales, Debaryomycetaceae. The record is from the annotation of a GenBank genome assembly.
AUGUCAGAUUUGCAAAGUAAGAUCGUAACACAGGACUUGUUGGAAAGAUCGGCUUCGCAGCCAAUCUAUCUUUCCUCAAUUGAGGUCGUAGGUGGUGAGACGUUCUCCAACAGCUUUUUCAAGAAGCUUCUUAGCCCGUUGACUGACAACUCCGACUACACAUUAGAGCAAUUGUUGAAACAGGUUGAUUUAUCACACAAGAGAUUAAUGAAGACCGACAUUUUCCAAAAGGUAGACGUGUCAUUCCACUCGGACUAUGUUAAGCAGUUACCUAAGGUUGAAUCGUACAACAGAGAACCUUCUAUUCCAACCAAGGUGGUGUUCGAUUUGUCCACAUUGUCGUUGAAUGCCGGUGAAGGGUUCCUUAAUUUGAAUAGUGAUGACAUUCUAAGCGUCAACUUGAACUACUUAAACAACAAUUUUUUGCAGAAUGCCGAAAUUGUCAAUUUGGGGGUCAACUAUAACCCAUACAAGCCAAACCAACAUUUGAUCAGCAACGGUAAGAUUUCGAUCAAUUUGCCCAACCCAUCGUUUAAGUUGAUAUCCGAUUUCCAUAAUACCAACUCCAACAACCAGGUGUGGCAGCAGCUGUCUGAGCAUACUAGUGGCCUUUUCUCUGGGUUAAUGUACACUGCUGAAAGCAAGAAGCUCCAAACCAUGUUGGGGUUAGGUGUAGCCAAAAGGACAUUACAUGAUAUCGAUGAUGGCGCCUCUGAUGAUUUGAAGUUUUUUGGCGGUGAGUUUUUGAAGAAAUCUAUAGUGCAUCAGAUUAGAUACAAGGAUUUGAAAUUCUUGAAUGAGAUUACCAACAACUUCCCGAUCAACGGGUUUACAUUAGAUAUACUGAAUGAAGUAUCCACCAACGAUGUGCAAGGACCUGUCGCAAGCAGCUCCACCAGUUCCGCCAGCGAACCAUUUCUUAAAUCUGCACUUUCCACUAACAUUUUCCAAUCGUUCUUCAACAACAAGAUAACGACCCACUUUUCUUUCGAUUUGGGAGGAAUAUUCGCCAAAUCUGCUUCUUCAUCCUCCACAUCUGUGCAUACAUCCGAUAGAUUUUACUUGGGAGGGUUCAAUUCGUUCCGCGGAUUCACCAAGAACUCUCUUAACCAGGACGGCGGGUAUCAAUUUUACAAAUUAAGUGCUACAGUCUACUCGCAGUUACCAACAUUCUUGUAUAAGCCACAUCAUCUCAUUAGGUUGGAAGAUGGACAUGGGUUUGAAGCCAACCCAUUAAGAUUGUACGCUACAGGUAACAUUGGCAGUGUCACCAAUGAUGGCUUAAAGUUAAAUGCCUACGGAGAUGCUAAUGUAGCUACCAGUGCCGGGUUUGGGUUAAGAUAUUUCAAUACCUGGGCCAAUUUUGACGUAGGGUACUAUAUUGCCAACAGAUUGAACGAUGACAAUGUUGCUGGGAUCAAGGAUGGGUUCCAGUUUUCUGUAUCCAUUGGAGGAUCAAACAGGGUAAUUUGA